This is a messenger RNA of Teleopsis dalmanni, 1869 nucleotides long. RefSeq lists its product as uncharacterized. Lineage: Eukaryota; Metazoa; Arthropoda; Insecta; Diptera; Diopsidae. Bases 1163 to 1516 code for a protein of 117 amino acids. The transcript has 2 exons. The record is from RefSeq and is a predicted model, not a curated record.
UUCCUCGGCUCUAGUCACAAUCUUUACACAGUAAGUAAUGCUGAUUAUAAAGUUCCUGAAAUACGCUUGGAAUAUGGUUUCCCAGAGCAUGAACCUCAAAUCGAUUCACACAACUCAGUUAGUCACGAUGAUACCACAAAAGAUGUUGUACCAACAACAUAUGCACCUCACAUAUAAACGGCACAUACAUUCACAUACCACACAUACUUAGACAUCCAAAUAUCCAAUAAAAGUCAAAAAUCCCAUAGAUAUAUAUUCCUAUAAAACAAAGAAAGAAAAAAUAAUCAAAUUAAUCUAGUAGUAGUUAUUAUAAUAAUUUAUUAUAAUAUUUAUUUAAUUGAAUUGAUAUUAAUUAAUUCAAGCCAAUUCCUAUGGAAGCUGCUGUUAAGUUAUCCAGCUGCAUCCUAACAACUAACUCCAAAAAACCUAAUGACAAGUAUUCCAAUAAUGCAACCAAUUCCGUCAAAUAAGUAGACGCAUAACUGUUAUACAUUAAAACAUUUUAAAACAUUUUAAACUUCUCAUACAUUAAGCUUAGUUUACAUUUAAUACAAUAUCAAUAACAUCGCACCCGUUCCUGAUCCAUGCACGAUUUUUACCACCCCUUCCAAUACACCACAUAUCCACAAACACACACACAGCAAAGUAUACGCACAGUUACAGAAUUCUACAUUAAGUUACUUAACUAAAACAUUACAAUUUUUCCACAAAAUAAAAACCAAAAAUAUUAAACUUUUGCGAUGACGUCAAAUAAUAACAACCACAAAAACAAAAUCAUCGUCAUAACAACAACAACAACUUUAACAACAAUUCCAACUACACAACAAUAUGAAACAACUAAACAACAUCAUAGACAACAACCACAAAGAAACCCACUACCACCACAAAACGCACCACCACCACUACAACAACAACGACCACCACGCCACGUAAUAUACUCUUCAACUAUGAUGAUGAAGGACGUCAUAAGAUAUUGCAUCAGGAGGACGCACGUAAACACGACAAAUACGACCAUGCAUACUUAACUGAGAAUGGCAUCUAUGGUGAAGAACAAGCGAAAUUGCAUCACGAAGGCGGCACUCACGCCAAGGGUUACUAUGAAUACACUGGUGAUGAUGGUAAAUUGUACCGUGUCAACUACAAAAGCAACCACGAAGGCUUCAUGCCCAUGGGUGAACAUAUACCCACACCACCUCCAAUUCCAGAAGCCAUUGCUCGUGCCUUGAAAUGGGUAGAUGAAAAACGCAAAGCCAACGGUGAGAUGCCAAUGUUUGACGAACGCGGUUUCCGUAUUGACAAAAUGAUGACCAAAGACAUCAUGGCAAAAAUCAAGUCCAUACAUGUAGAGGAUAUGCCAGCUGAAAUUGGCGAAAAAAUCCGUGAACUACAAAGGGAAAUGGAAUUAGAGGAACGUAAACAACAGGAAUGGGAACGAACACACUACGAAAGCGAAACUGAUGCUGCUGUUACUGAUCGGCAAUAUUAUGAUGAUGCCACAGAGCAAUAUUACGGUUAAGACGAGUUAGACUAAACAAAUAAAAAAAACAACUCGUAAACAAUUGUGAUGCCACUUCAGGGAUUAAAAAGCUAUUAAGUUUAUUUAUUUUAGUGUUAAAUUGUUAAAAAAAAAUAAAUGUUAAAAUUUUAUGAAAACUCAUUCGAAAUCAAAUUCAUAAACAUUUUCGUAUCGAAUUUAAUUUUCUUGCCAUUAAGUAACGAGUAACCAUUAGAGUUGUGCUGAAAAUACGAGAAAUGUGUAAUAUUAACAAAUUUACUUAAGUCACCACCACAACUUGUCAUACUAAAACAAUUCCCCUUCCCCACGCAUUUGUCGCUCCAGACAAACUAUAACAAGCCAUCAAACAAAAA